AUGCAGAAGUGCCGCGCCGUGCAGAGCGCCCUGAGCUCCAAGGCCGCCCUCCCAAUAUCGACUCCCGUGCGAGCUCAACCUCACAUCCAGCGCAGGAACAUACAGGAUGUUUUCAUUACCCGGACCGGAUCUCCAAUUAUAAAGGUGCAGGGCGGACGGUCGUCUCUCGGAGGACACACUGCUACCGUUUUCGGCGCAACCGGUUUCUUGGGUCGUUAUAUCGUGAACAGACUUGCACGUCAAGGAUGCACCGUUAUUGUCCCCUACCGAGAGGAGAUGACCAAACGACACCUAAAGGUUACUGGAGAUCUGGGCAGAGUUGUUUUCAUGGAAUAUGACCUCCGCAACACCCAAUCGAUCGAGGAGAGCGUACGCCAUUCUGACAUUGUCUACAAUCUAAUCGGCCGAAACUAUCCCACGAAGUAA
This is a messenger RNA of Trichophyton rubrum CBS 118892, 426 nucleotides long. RefSeq names its product NADH-ubiquinone oxidoreductase 40 kDa subunit, mitochondrial. Gene Ontology annotation, cellular component: mitochondrion. The record is from RefSeq and is a predicted model, not a curated record. Gene Ontology annotation, molecular function: protein-containing complex binding. The transcript has 5 exons. The coding region runs from base 1 to 426 and encodes 141 amino acids. NCBI's taxonomy places the organism in Eukaryota, Fungi, Ascomycota, Eurotiomycetes, Onygenales, Arthrodermataceae.